AUGCUGACCUUGCCAAGGUGGUCGGGCCUGAUGGCCAAGGUGAAGGUCAGAGGUGAUCUGGAGGCUUUAGGCGUGUCUGCACAAAGAGGGCCAAGGAGACGAGGAGGGUGGAGGCCGCGCUCUGCCCAGGUGAGACCCCAGUGCUCUCACUCCCCUCUUCUCUGCCACCUGGCUCCUUGGGCACCCCUUGCCUCUGGCUGUGGUACUGCUGACAACCUGACUUGCUACUGCCUUACCCAGCACAGUGAGCUUGUCCAGUCUGGGAAGUCCACGAGGACUAACAGUCCCUUUCCUGUGUUCAGCUCCUAUAACUGUGCCCCCUUAAUGCUUUUGGUGACAUUUCCCCCCUCACUCAUCUGCUCUUUCCCUGUUCACUCCUUCACUCAUUCAAAGCAUUAA
Molecule: messenger RNA, 399 nt
Organism: Rangifer tarandus platyrhynchus (Svalbard reindeer)
Lineage: Eukaryota; Metazoa; Chordata; Mammalia; Artiodactyla; Cervidae
Source: the annotation of a GenBank genome assembly